AUGUACGAGUCUAAAGUGGCUAUAGAGUUGGGUAGGAUACUCCCCAGUGCGACUGUGACAGAGGAUGUUAUUGACAACUAUCUGGAUACCAUCACAACAUGUCUACACUCAGCAGCAGCUGCCUAUAUACCACGUGGUGUGUACAGACCAUACCUUAAACCCUAUUGGAAAGGAUCAAACCUGGACUAUUACCACUUCCAGAUGAGACAAGCAAAGCGCCACUGGGUAUCCAAGGGGAAACCAAGACAAGAAUACAACCAAGCUUACAUAGGCUAUAAAGACUCAAAGAGAGAGUUCAGACAACAGAUGAGAACAGCGGAACGAAAAUGGAAAAGAGAGAAAUAUGUUGAAAUUAACACAGCUAGUGAAGUUGACAUUGCCGAGUUUUACAGAACUGUUAAGAAACAGAGAAGGAAAGUUGCAUCAAAUGUACAGAGCAGCAUUAAGUAUAAAGAUAAAUGUGCCUCUACUCCCAUUGAAGUAUGCGACCUGUGGUCGGAGUAUUACUGUGACCUACUUUCGCCAUACGAAAGCAACAACUUCGAUGCUGACCAUUUUGAAUCUAUAAACAAUGCGGUCGAAGAGAUAGAACGUUCUGAUGUCCCAUCGUAUGACCCAAUAUUGGAAAAUGGUGUCUCUGGCCUGGAUGCAGUGAGCAGUCUAGUUCCCCUUCUCGUCCUCUCGGCGUCAGUAACUCCCCGAGAUCCUGACGUGACGCCUUCAGUGACAGGAGUUGAGGUUGAUGACACAGAUGCUGGCGAUGCUGUGACAAGAGACGAGGAGGAGACUGACGACAUUAGAGGUCACGGUCGAGAACCAGGAGGUGGAGGCGGAGGGGGGAAGCAGAGUUCGGAGGAGAAAGCAUCACGGGAAUUGAAGUCAGCUGAAAGAUCAUCUAGGGAGUCAAGGGAGAGCGGCUCCAGAAAUGGUGGGAGGAGUGCUAGGAGACGUGGUGGUGGACGUAGUGGGAGACGUGGUGGCGGACGUAGUGGGAGACGUGGUGGGAAAAGUGGUGGGCGGAGUGAUGAGGGGAGCAGUGGCGAGAGUGGCGAGGUCUUGCCAGGUCUUGAAACAGCAUCAGAGGUAACUACCAAAGCAGUAGCGACGACGGAAGCAACAUCAGAAGCAGAAGCAACAACUGAAGCAGAAGCGACAACAGAAGCAGAUGCGACAACAGAAGAAGAAGCCACAACAGAAGCAGAAGCCACAACAGAAACAGAAGCAGAAGCCACAACAGAAGCAGAAGCCACAACAGAAGCAGAAGCGACAACAGAAGCAGAAGCGACAACAGAAGCAGAAGCCACAACAGAAGCAGAAGCCACAACAGAAGCAGAAACAACAACAGAAGCAGAAGCGACAACAGAAGCAGAAGCCACAACAGAAGCAGAAGCCACAACAGAAGCAGAAGCCACAACAGAAGCAGAAGCCACAACAGAAGAAGAAGCCACAACAGGAACAGAAACAACAACAGAAGCAGAAGCGACAACAGAAGCAGAAACCACAACAGAAGCAGAAGCCACAACAGAAGCAGAAGCCACAACAGAAGCAGAAGCGACAACAGAAGCAGAAGCCACAACAGAAGCAGAAGCCACAACAGAAGCAGAAGUUACAACAGAAGCAGAAGCGACAACAGAAGCAGAAGCUACAACAGAAGCAGAAGCCACAACAGAGGCAGAAGCAAUGACAGAAGCAGUAGCAGCUAGAGAAGCAGAAGCAACUACAGAAGCAGAAGCCACAACAGAAGCAUUGGCGACGACAGAAGCGUCAACAACAACAAUUGCUUCAAUGCAGGCUCCAACAAAGAAGCCUAAAGGCAAAAAGAGAGGAAAAAAGUACAGACGUGGUAAGAAAGGACGUGGUGGGAAGAGGACGAGCAAAGAGAAGAAGAGCAGAGGGCCCAAAGGUAGACAAAGAAAGAAAUCCCCAAAGAAAGGAAGAAGGCAUUGACCAGCCUGAAACUAGGCUUAGUGUGAUACGUCGGCGGAGAGUUACGAACUAAACUAUUAACUAGA
This is a messenger RNA of Haliotis rubra (blacklip abalone), 2012 nucleotides long. Its product is annotated as polysialoglycoprotein-like. The record is from RefSeq and is a predicted model, not a curated record. The transcript has 4 exons. Bases 1 to 1947 code for a protein of 648 amino acids. Lineage: Eukaryota; Metazoa; Mollusca; Gastropoda; Lepetellida; Haliotidae.